AUGCCACGAUUAGAAGAUGCCGAGAUCAAAAAAUAUUGGCAAAUUUUUCAAGGAUUAAAACCAGUUGACAAUAAACUCUCCGGUGAUAGCGUUGCUCCUGUUUUGAAAAACUCUCGAUUACCACAACAACAAUUAUCAGCAAUUUGGGAUCUUAGUGAUAUCGACAAUGAUGGAAGUUUGGACUUUGAGGAGUUUUGUAUAACCAUGCGAUUGAUUUUUGAUUUGGUAAAUGGAUCAAUACCCGAAGUUCCUGAUCAAUUGCCUUCGUGGUUGAUUCCAUCGUCUAAAGCAGCUUUGAUUCAAGCUAAUCAAGCAGUAAGUCAGGGGAGAAAUGUUGGAUUGGAUUACGAAGAUGAUGAAGAUGGCCUAAGUGAUGAUUUUGAUUGGUAUAUAUCCCCCAGUGACAAAUCAACUUAUGAAACGAUAUACCAAUCGAAAAAUGAUCAGUUUGGCAGAAUAAGAUUUGAUUCAUUGAAUUCGUUGUACUCGACGUUGACCAAUGUCCCAUCAAGUGAUAUAUCCUCAGCAUGGAACUUGGUGAAUCCCAAAUCAUUUGAAACUAUAGAUAAGGAUCAGACAUUGGUGUUUUUGCACAUAUUGAACCAGAGGGAAAAUGGUAAACGAGUGCCUCGUGGUGUGCCAGCUAGUUUGAGAGCUACGUUUUCAAAAGAAGUACCUAGCUAUGAUUUGAGUGCACAAGCAAAACCACUCGAAACAACAAAGACACAGGCUUCUAAACGUUCGUUUGCUGAAAGCUAUUUAAGCAAGAUUGGUCACGGAAGUAAUGGUAAUGCGGAAAAGGGAACAGACUUUUCGGCCACUGAGGGAACAGAUUGGGAAGAGGUGAGAUUAAAGAGAGAAUUGGCAAAUUUGGAAAAGUUGCUCUCCGAAGUGCAGAAUAGAUCAAAAGCUGAUGAAAAGGAGUCUGAAGAACAACGAAUGAUAAAGUAUGAGUUUGAGCAAUUGUUGAAAUACAAACAGGAUCAGUACAAUAGACAACAAUCGGGCAGUGGACAAGACGAUUUACUGAAGGUCGAAAAUGAUAUUAAAGAUCUCGAAACACAAGCCGAGUCAUUACAAGAAUAUUUGGAUUCACGAAGCCAAGAAUUGGCUAGAUUGAAUCAAGAGAUAGCAUCACUACAACAUUAG
Molecule: messenger RNA, 1149 nt
Organism: Lodderomyces parapsilosis
Lineage: Eukaryota; Fungi; Ascomycota; Pichiomycetes; Serinales; Debaryomycetaceae
Gene: END3
Product: End3p
Exons: 1
Coding region: 1-1149 (382 amino acids)
Biological process (GO): endocytosis; endosomal transport; actin cortical patch assembly
Cellular component (GO): actin cortical patch; cytoplasm; mating projection tip
Molecular function (GO): calcium ion binding; protein binding
Source: RefSeq, a predicted model, not a curated record